AUGCCCAUUGAGCAGAGGCUUUUGGGCAAGACGGGCAAUAUGGAGUAUAUGAACGCUAAUUUUACUUCCAUUAAGGAUUUGGACAUUAUUGAUGAAAGAAUUAGUGAACUUGAAGCUUUUAAAUUAAAGAUUAACGAGGCUGUAAAAGCCAAAGUAUCAAACGAAUCAAGAUCGAGCUCGAAUGUAUCCACACAAUAUGAAGAGCAAAAACAUAGGAGAGUAGAGGAGGUGUUGGAAGGAUUGAAUUCUUUGUUAACUAAGCCAGAUGACGAAGCAUUGGCACAAAUCGGUGAAUUAAUAGAGCAUUAUGGAAACCUAGCAGUAUUGGAUAAUGCCAGUCUGUUAUACAAGAGGAAGCAGGAAUUGAAACUUGGGAUGGCGUUUUUACAACAGGCAAGAGAUUUAGAGACGGACAUUGAAAGUCUAGCGAUAGAUGACAUAACUAAGGUAUCGCAGACUAAAGAAAGGCUCCAAAAGCUUGCCAAUGAACAUGAAACUAUACCUAUUAAUAGCAAGGUGAUCAAGCAGUUAUCUGAUACAUUAGAUAACAAGAUUGCAACGUUUAAAACGAGGCUUGAGGACGAGUUUAAAAAUGUCCUUGUAGAAAUUAAAUGGUUAGCUCCUAAGUUCGAGAAACGUUCAAUACCACAAGCAAAAAUGUCAUCGAUACAUACGUAUAUGUCCAAAUUGUUUGAACUACAAUCAAUUAAUAGUGCGCCUGAAUAUCCUAAUACUUGGUGGGCUACAGACGUGCUUUUAGAACCGAUCGUGAUACGUUUCAAUUACCAUUUCAAUACAGCCAAUAAAGAAACGAACAAGCUCUCUAAACCUGAAUGGGCUCUUAAUUUCAUUGAAAACUUUCUUUCAGAAAACUUAUUGUACCUAAAAUUAGUCAUAGGGGAUACCAUUAAACCAUUUUCUGGAAUUAUUGACUAUGAAAUUAUCAAUACUCUAUUGAAUCCAGUGAGGGAAAAGAUGUUUAAAAUGAUUGAAUCGAUUAAUGAAAAUAUUGCAAAAUCACAGGAGGGUCAAGAGAACAGAGAAAAAAGUGGUAGAAUUUUAUCCCAUUUAAUUUUUGAAUUGUCGUCCUUCGACCAGAGACUCAGGAAUGUUUACAAAUUCAACCCAUACGUAAAAGACAUUGCCAUUUUGCCCUCGAAGAAAUGGAUGGGUUUAACGGGUGACAUAUUAUUGCAUGGGGAUAAUGAAAAUUUAGCUGCUGUGAAUUGGUUGAACUUUGAAUUCGAGUUAGCCACGGAAAGAUUCAAUACUGAAAUCAUUCAUUCAGACAAAGCAUUCAAGAUAGAUUUUGAUUAUCAAGCCUCGCAAGAACCUAGGAAAUUUCACGAAAGGCUUCUCAAGCCUACGUAUUCCGCUUAUAAUUUAACAAAGCUUUUUAACAAUUUAACGAGUCAUCAUAAGACUUUAAAUAUUGUCAAAUACCAAUUAAAAUACGUCUCAAAUAUUCAACUAAAGCUAAUUGAUUUAUACUAUGAUAAGUUGAAACAACUAUUGCGCAGUUUCAGUGACACAUUUAACCUGAAGUUAGUAUUAAACUUCAUCCCAGGUGGAUUAGGUAACGAUAACAACACAAAUACAGACUCUAAUAAUACGAAGAAUGGAUUGAAAGGAUUAGAAAUUUUAACUGAAAUGUAUUGCCUGACCAAGUUUAUAAAUAAUAAUUUGGAACAAUGGAGUGAGGAACUUGUCUUCAUCCAACUUUGGAAUUCAUAUAAAUCGAUCAGUAAUAAGACACAUUCUUUUGGCCUGACAAUAUUUGAUAAUUCCAUAAACGAUUUCCAGUCGUUAUUAACAAAGAUCUUGAGUAACUAUGAACAGUUUUUCAGAAAGGAAAUCAAGACUUCAUUAAAGAACUACGUUAAUUCAAGUCAAUGGGAUAUUGGCACUAAUAAUAAUCUCGAAGCCUCGUCUGAUCUUUCAUUGCUUGUCAAUAACCUUCCGAUAUAUAUGAGCUACCUUGAAAAAUGCUUAUCGGAUUUGGAUUACUACUUGAUCACCAAUAAGAUAGUCACUUUAUUAUCAGUGGUUCUACGCGAAUUCAUUAUUACAAAUAAUCAAUUCAGUGCCACUGGUGUUAGGCAAUUGAAGGUAGAUUUUGAGUUUAUAAUAAGUCAAUUAAAGCGUUCCCUACUUUUGUCGCUGUCAUUAAAUGACUAUUCAAAUAUUAAUAAUAAAGAGUAUCUAAAAGUGAACGAGUCCAUUGAGUUUUUGCUAGAAAUUGAUUCACAAACUGCGAAAUUAUACAAAAACCAUUAUGAUAAAAUACCAGAAUUGAGGUCAAAAUUCGAUGGAGGAUUAAAGCAUUUAUCGAACCAUGAAAUUAAUGAUUUGGUUUUUCGUAUUUUAUAG
Debaryomyces tyrocola is the source of this 2370-nucleotide messenger RNA. The record is from the annotation of a GenBank genome assembly. NCBI's taxonomy places the organism in Eukaryota, Fungi, Ascomycota, Pichiomycetes, Serinales, Debaryomycetaceae.